Tinamus guttatus (white-throated tinamou) is the source of this 1193-nucleotide messenger RNA. NCBI's taxonomy places the organism in Eukaryota, Metazoa, Chordata, Aves, Tinamiformes, Tinamidae. The record is from RefSeq and is a predicted model, not a curated record.
AUGUCUGUGUUAAUGUUCUUUGUUCAUCAGUUUUGCAAUCAGAUGAUGGAAUUAGCCUUAGCAGGGUUAUAUGAGGAUGAAGCUAAAAGGCACUCAUCGUGUCCUGACAAACCAACAGCCACAAGAAUUAAUAACUCAAGAGUACCCCAGAGUCUUAAAAUUGAUUCUUUUAGAAGUUUGAGAAAACCAGAAAGAAGUAUGAGCGAUGACAAAGAAAACCAAAGAUUUUAUUCAGGUGACUCAGAAUAUAGAGGAUUGCAGAUUUCUGGGGCUUCUAAUAAUCCAAGUAAAAUUGUUGCUGAACUCUUCAAGGAAGCAAAAGAACAUGGGGCUGUCCCAUUAGAUGAAGCCUCAAGAGCAUCUGGUGAUUACAAUAAAGCUAAGUCAUUUUCUGGUGGUGGAUAUAGAUUGGGUGACUCGUCACGGAAACGCUCUGAAUACAUAUAUGGAGAAAAUCAAGAUGUUCAAAUUUUGCUGAAACUUUGGAGGAAUGGCUUCAGUCUGGAUGAUGGAGAGCUGAGAUCUUAUUCAGACCCAACAAAUGCCCAGUUUCUUGAAUCUGUUAAAAGAGGAGAAAUUCCUGUGGAACUUCAGCGGUUGGUUCACGGUGCCCAGGUUAAUUUGGAUAUGGAAGAUCAUCAAGAACAAGAAUAUGUGAAGCCUAGACUGCGAUUCAAAGCUUUCAGUGGAGAAGGACAAAAACUUGGAAGCCUUACACCUGAAAUAGUCAGCACACCUUCUUCACCAGAAGAGGAGGAGAAAUCCAUUCUUAACGCACCUGUUCUGAUAGAUGAUUCCAAGCCAGCAACUAAAGUUCAAAUUAGAUUAGCAGAUGGAAGCCGAUUAAUACAGAGAUUUAACCACACACACAGGAUUAAGGAUAUUCGAGAUUUCAUUAUCCAGUCCUGCCCAGCAUUUGCCACAGUGGAUUUUGUUCUUGUGACCACCUUUCCCAAUAAAGAGCUAACAGAUGAAACCUUGACUCUACAAGAAGCAGAUAUACUUAACACUGUGAUUCUUCAGCAAUUAAAGUAAUCUUACAGCUAUUGGUACAAUAGGGAGUGUGCUGUGUUGUCAUACAAGAGUGUUUACAAAAACUGAAAAAUGGAAAGAUCAGUGUCCCUCUUCCCCCUCCCCACUGCCAUAGAUCAGAUUUUGGUGUGUAAUGUCUUCCAGCUAUAGCAUAUGUAAUU